AUGCCAGAUGAUCAAAUACUGUGUCAUGAACCUUCUCUUAGAACCACCAAAGCACUUAUUAAUCAAGAACCAACACUAAUUACCACAUCAAUUAACCUUUACGAAACUAUUAUUUCGGACUUC
This is a messenger RNA of Racocetra persica, 123 nucleotides long. Lineage: Eukaryota; Fungi; Glomeromycota; Glomeromycetes; Diversisporales; Gigasporaceae. The record is from the annotation of a GenBank genome assembly.